UUACAUAGAGAAACGCCGGUUUAUUUGCAUCGUGUAAUUGUCUGAAUAAUUGGGUCAAAACAUUAACGUUCGCCAGUACAUUGAAUUCUGUUGUCAGACGUCGCCGGAUCGGAGUCGGUGAUAGCGAAGUCUCCACUUGUCUCUCGCUCUCUCCCUGAACAGUCGGCCGGCGGGUUGUCCAAUACACUGGAGCCGAAGAAACAAGUGCAAAUAUAAUUAGUCUUUUUUUUGUUUUUCGUGAGCUGAAUUCCUCAAAAUGGCUUUAACACUUGUUAGAAUUCCGCCUUCAUUGUUAACCCUAAACCGAGGUUGCAUCAGAACGCUGAGUGUAUCUGCGGCUCAGAAUGCUCCUGCGGUCAAAAGCAAGAAGAGCUUGGCCAAGCAGGGGCUCAAGAACAUCGUGCUGGUGGAUGGUGUACGCACACCCUUCCUCAUGUCAGGGACAGCAUAUCAGAAGCUCAUGCCGCAUGAUCUGGUCAGACAUGCUCUCAAAGGCCUAGCUGACCGGUUACAGCUUGACAAGAGUGCCGUGGACUACAUCUGCGUGGGCACCGUCAUCGCUGAAGUGAAGACCUCGAAUGUUGCUCGAGAGGGCGCGCUAGGCGCAGGGUAUGGCCUCAGCACUCCUGCCCACACUGUCGCCAUGGCCUGUAUCUCCUCGAAUGUUGCUUUAACCACCUGCAUCGGCUACAUGCAGGCUGGUGUGUACGACGCGUGCGUGGCUGGCGGGGUGGAGACGAUGUCUGACGUGCCCAUCCGACACAGCCGACAGAUGCGGGCGCUGAUGCUCAAGCUCAGCCGUGCCAAGAACAUGGCUGUGUUAUUGAGGCACCUACGUAGACUUAUUUCGAAUGCGUUGAAAUUUGUGCAGGUGUCGCGAGCGGAGCAGGACGAGUUUGCUAUGCGCACUCACAGCCUCGCCAAAGCUGCAGAGGUGGCAGGCAACCUCAGCGACGUCGUCCCGUACAAGGUGCCGGGUGUGGCCAAGACAGUGACCACCGAUAACGGCAUUCGCGUGUCCACCCCUGAGCAGAUGGCCAAACUCAAGCCCGCGUUCAUCAAACCGCACGGCAGCGUCACCGCCGCAAACUCCAGCUACCUCACGGAUGGAGCGUCGGCUUGCCUCAUCUGCACUGAAGAGAAGGCCAAGCAGAUGGGCUGGAAGCCCAAGGCUUACCUCCGGGACUUCACGUACGUCUCUCAAGAUCCCAAGGACCAGCUUCUGCUCGGCCCGACCUACGCAACCCCUAAGGUGUUGGAUCAAGCUGGCUUGAAGAUGUCUGACAUUGACGUGUUCGAGUUCCACGAGGCCUUCGCUGGACAAAUCCUUGCAAACUUCAAGGCCAUGGAUAGCGAUUAUUUCUGCACCAACUACCUGAAGAGGAAGGAAAAGCCCGGCGCUCCACCCUUGGAGAAAUUCAAUAACUGGGGAGGGUCUGUUUCCAUCGGACAUCCUUUCGGUGCCACUGGCGUGCGUUUGCUGAUGCACUCGGCCAACCGCCUGAUCAAGGAAGACGGACAGUACGCAUUGAUCGCUGCCUGCGCUGCUGGAGGCCAGGGCGUGGGCAUGAUAGUGGAGCGAUACCCCGGCGCUACCGUUUAACUUCACAAUUACACACCCAACAGCCAAAUUCUCCUUCCUAUGUACAUUAUUUUAACUCUGUUGACCAACUCAUUUAUUGUUCACCGGACCUGAGCUCGUUACUUUGAUGUCUAAAUUUAUCUAGUGGCGGUGCACAUUAGACUCGCGCGUUUGUUUGUAUGUGCUAUCGCGCUUGAGGUGUCGAGCUCUGUUGGUCCAGAACGCGUGACAGACCAGCACGCAAUUCUGUGUGUCGGACUUUGAGGGUCUGAUCAGACUUCGUCUGGUUGCGUUAGCCUUCACUUGUCGACAAGCUCGUGUUUCGGAAACCCCUUCCUGUGGUGUGAAUGUUGAUUUUUCAACUCUAUCCUUCAUCUUUUGUUGAUUUUCAACACUAUAAUCCAUCUUUUUUAGAUCAACCAUUGUCUGCAAAGGAAAGAAUGACUCGAAACUUUUCUCUGUAAAAGUGUUCUCUUGAAUUUACGUUGCAAAUAUUUCUUGAAAAGCUUCGAUUGCGAUUGGUAUUUUUAUGACCGCUCUGGUUUUCUUGAACACAAUUUAUUUCUCUGAGUCUUCAUUCGAAUUUAUGUACUACACCAGCACCAGAGAUUUAAUUUCGUGUGAACGCAUUUUCUUAAUAGUGAGUUCAAAAACAGUAAAUCUAUGUUUUGUACUUAUAGCUUUAAUUAAGUUCAAAUAAUUUACUGCUUGAAUGAUAUAUAGGUUAUAUACAUGCCUCUCAAUGCAAAUGUAAAUUAACGGUGACAUGCUCGUAGGUAUAGAGCUAACACUGCACUCACAAGUCGAGUUUCGUGCCCUAAUUUCUUCCUAUUUUAAGAGGAGUUUGUCAAACGAGUCCAUAUAUAGUCCAUAAUCUUCAUUUUCAACUUGCUGUCGGGUUUUUCUUUAUGUAUUGUACAAUAAAUCGUGCUUUUCGCCUAAUAAAGAGUUAUAUUGGUA
Molecule: messenger RNA, 2542 nt
Organism: Hyalella azteca
Lineage: Eukaryota; Metazoa; Arthropoda; Malacostraca; Amphipoda; Hyalellidae
Gene: Mtpbeta
Product: trifunctional enzyme subunit beta, mitochondrial
Exons: 10
Coding region: 257-1603 (448 amino acids)
Biological process (GO): fatty acid beta-oxidation
Molecular function (GO): acyltransferase activity, transferring groups other than amino-acyl groups
Source: RefSeq, a predicted model, not a curated record